Molecule: messenger RNA, 4980 nt
Organism: Eleginops maclovinus (Patagonian blennie)
Lineage: Eukaryota; Metazoa; Chordata; Actinopteri; Perciformes; Eleginopidae
Gene: il17rc
Product: interleukin 17 receptor C
Exons: 15
Coding region: 368-2212 (614 amino acids)
Molecular function (GO): interleukin-17 receptor activity
Source: RefSeq, a predicted model, not a curated record
AAAGGGAGGGAGGAAGGGAGGGACGUACCUCCAGGAAAGAUUGUGACGUGCUUCAUGAUUACAUUUUACAGUGACUCAAACAACACAAGGUGUCCAGGUAAUCCAAGGAAAGGAACGUGCUUUCGGUUCGGAUUAUUAAACUAAGCUAGGACUAAAGGUGAAACCAGUCAAACUCAGAUAACCUCGUCUCGUUUUCCUCCAUGCCAAUGAGCAGUUUCAUCAAGAACAUGACCAGGUUAAAUGCCAACCUAAAGUCACAAUGAGGAAGAAGACACUGAGCUCGUUUGAAAAGGUUGUGAUGUUGCGUGUGGACAGAGAUGUUUGGAGAAAAAUACUGUAGGACUCUAUUGGAGUGUCCUCAGUCAAAAUGCUUCACACUGGAUGGACCAUUUGGUGCGUCUUACUGACUCUACACAUGUCAGCCUGCGGUCUGGAGAUUUCUGAAUAUGAGAGCGAUCGAGUCAUUUGCUCACAGGGUCUCUCUGAUUGCACCAUGAAGGAUGAGCCUUUUGAUGUACCAGAGAAAAAUCAUGUGGAUGUCAGAAACCUGACUAUAUAUUUUAAGCUCUGCUGCGGGGUAGAUGCGCCAUGUGAAUUAUGUUUAGUGAUAGAAACAGAGAUCAACAUCCAGCUGCCUAAAGACCUGGAAGAUGAAAGCCACUCAGGAUAUGAUGAAGAUUCUGAUGGGGAGGAAACAGAAAGGAAUUUUAAAGCAGCUUCUGUGAUAGUGUGUUACUGUGCAGCAGCUACCAUGUCCAUGUGCAAGAAGGUGGAGUUUACGAUUAAUCAUGCGGCUCUUACUCGUGAAAAGUUUUCUGUGGUGAUUAUUGAGCCAUCUGGGAUUUCCUUCAGCAGUCGUGUGAUUGUUUAUCUUAAAGCUUCACCUCUAAUACAACAAGUUGAUGUUCCUUCUCUAGAUGAAGUGUGCUCCCAGGAGCUGCAGGGACGUCUAGAUGAAUGCGAUGUGCCUAGGCUCAUCAGUGUUAUCAACAAAGAGAUGACACAGGUGGAACUGCAGUUUGCUGGCAGGAAUAAGAGCUUCCCCUCUAUGUGCAUCCAGUAUGAGAAGAAUGGAAGAUGUCUGGGAUUGAACAGGACGACCAUCCCACUGUAUUCUGUGACCCCCUGCGUUUGUCUCCAGGUCUGGGAUGAAGAUGGGCAGAGGUCCAGACGCUCUCUCAGUUGCCCUUUCAAUAACACAGUUUUAUUCCAAAGGAACGUAUGGCAGAAUGUGUCAGUGUCUGUUGGCCCGGGUCAGAUGAACAACCUCCGCCCAAUGCUGUGGUGGAACCUUUCUGCCCCCUGCAGGCUGGAGGGUGAGGUGUGGCCCUGUAAGAAGGAGGACAGCUGCAGGGAGAUGAAGGGCUUUAGACAGCAGCUGUCAAAUGGCAAGUGGCAACAAAACAGCAAGGGACUGUGGAAAAAAAUAGGGGAGUUUGAAGAAAUCAACUUGGAGCUCUCACCAUGUGUGAAGGUGAAAGUAAAGGGAAUGGAUCAGGAGCUCGGUCCAUUCUGUUUUAAUAACACUGACAGGUGGCACUGGAAUCUCCUGAUUGUUGGUAUCAUGCUACUCCUUUGCUUGACUGUGCUUGUGUCUUCAUAUCUUCUUCGUCAUGACUUUGUGAAGAAAUGGGUGUGGAGCUGGCAUCAUGGCGGAUUUGUAGACAUUGGCAUGAAGUGUCAUGUGGUGUUGCUGAGCCCCCCAGAUGUGGAUGAUGGUGUUUCGGAGUCAGUGUGUCGGCUCGGCUCACAACUCUCUAACCGGGGCUUCAGUGUGUCUGUGGACCAGUGGAGCAGGAAGGAGCAGUGCACUUUGGGGCCUCUACCAUGGCUGUACUCCCAGCUGCUGGAGCUGAAAAGCCUGGGCGGCCGAGUUGUGAUUGUGUUGACCCACAAAGCCUUAGAGAGAGUAGAGGCAUGGACCCACCAGAAUGAAGGGGUUAUCAUGAUGAAGAGGGAGGACAAGGGUUUCCCUCAGAAGUGUUCCCCUUACUCUGAUGUGUUCACAGCCUGUCUGUGUCUCAUCCAAGCGGACAAGCGGCUGCACGGAGCUGCAGAACGUUUUCUUCUUGUGACAUUUGACCCCAAUUCAAGCAUUGACAGGAGUCUACCAGAGCUUCUUCAGGGGCUGCGCCUGUUCCAGCUUCCUCCUCAGACCCAGGCUCUGUUGUCUGAGCUUGCCGUGGCGGGGGACAGGGAGGGGAUCAGGUAAGGACAUGGACAGGGUGGAAAUGGAGUGCCUCAGAUGGAUGGAAGUCAAAGACUAAAGAAGGACUUAUAUAGCACAAGACAUUACACUGUAAAUAUGUUGACAAUUGAGAAGAAAAAGAACAUGGAGUCAAAGCCUUCAUAGCACCCUUUAGUUAGUUCCGUACAUUAUUGCUGCUCUGCACAUCUCAAGUAUGUGUUCUUCCAGUGUGGAUGAGAUAAACAUAUAUUAUUAAAUAAAUGUUUUUUCAUUGUUAAAUAAUAGAUGGCAAUUAUCUAUAUGUAGCCAUUAAAUUACCAAUAACAAACCAUCUGAUUUUGUUAGUCUCACCUCUGUUUAUCUUUUAACAAAGAUUUAAAUUAAUAUCCAAACUAACAGCAGGAACAUGAGGUGUUAAAUAUAACUCAGAAAGGAUUAACUUGUGUUUUUGUUGGGGAUUAUUUUCAAUUGGACAUGAUGUGCUUGUGAACUCCUUAAGCAGCAGAAUAUAGGACUGACUACAAUGUGUAUUGUUAUUUAUUCAAAUAUCACAAUAUGGGAGAACUGAUAACUGAUUUGAAUUUUUUUUUUUUUUUUUUUACAAAAACAGUGAUCAACUACUGUACAGACUAGAGCAGUGGUUCUCAACUGGUCAAGCCUCAGGACACACUUCUUCCUUCGUCAAUAAAUCACGACCCAAAGUUUUUAACCACUACAUAAAUAUAUAUGCCAAACAAGGCAGAUUAUAUCCCUUUACAGAACUAAAGUAUACUUUUAAAAAAAGUUUAAACUGGUGAUGGUCAUCACAUUUUCUAGAAUCAGAAUUUAGCUUUAUGAAAUGAAAAAAGGCAGACUUGGAGCCAAUCCUGGAAACUCACCACACGUGAAAAAUGUGACAAAUUGAAAACCCAACCCCUGAGUUUUUUUGAAAUACGAACAUUUAAACUACGCAUUCUGAUACACUCUGAGAAGAAACAUAAAUACAUCUAUUAUUACCUGACAUAUUUAAUAAUAUUUAAUGCCAUUUAUCUUUUGUUAGGCCUACUUUUUUCUGACAGCUGAACCUGCUUCUCUUCACAGAUAGAAGAGAAAAGAGGAGAAGCUGUGUGAAUUACUUUAAAUUGUGGAUAAGGGUAGAUAUAGCCCCCAUUGUUCUGUGGGUCAAAAUGAAAGCCUACACAUUUUUUCGUUGUUAUAUAUAUAUUAAAACAGGUAAAUGACAUGGUUGUAUAAAGAGUAGUUCUACCGCAAAGUUAUUCUCCAUGGGGACUUGCACCAACGUGCAAGUCCCCAUGGAGAAUAACUUCAUCUUGAUUCCGAUUGGCCAGUUUUCAAAACGGUUUCUAGUGUCCGACAUUUCCAGUCAAACGGCUACUGCAUGCGCAGCAUUAGAAAUUCUGGCCUUCAAAAUAAAAGUGGGCUUCAAAAUAAAAGUAUAAUUUUUUUCCGUGGUACUAAUUUAUUUAUUUUUUUCUCAACUUCUGUUUUUCACUUGCAUAUCAGCGACCCAUUCAAAAGGGUCCCGACCCACCAGUUAAAAACCACUGGACUAGAGGAAUAAAUUAUAUCAGGCUUCGGCUACACCUUCACACACUGCUUGUUUGAGGAUUAAAUAUAUUCUUUUUCAUGUGAAGAAAAAUGUAGAACAUUAUCAGAACUAUCCUUUAAGCUUAAUAAUGUUUAACUUAAAAUCCAAGAGACUUAUGCACUGUCAGUCUGUCAACACUUAUCUAUAAAUAAAUGUGCUUAUUUUUGUGCGUCGUGGAUGUCGGAAUUUGAUUGGCCAUCUGCAGUCAAGCGCUGUGGAUCUGAUUGAAGCAAUCUAGUGUCAGUUUAGGGACGUGGAGAAGCGCUUGUUAGAGGUUUACACUACAUCUCAAAGGGGCGGUGCUAUGAGGUAACUCUAUGUUCCACCCGCUCGGGAUGUUUGGUGUAUUUAUUUCAACAAACCGCAAAGGAGUGUUGAAGUGUGUCAAGCGCGUGUUAGUUGUAUUCACUGCAUUUAAACUUUAUAUAAACUGACAGUCAGUCGACGCACAUAGAGCAGGUAACUAAAACCCUUAACGCAUGUCUACAGUUUGUUUUGAGUAAAUCUUAAUGGUUGCUUUUGAUUAUUUAAGUAUUAUUAGCUAAAUUAAUUUUGUGAGAAAUCAGAAUGAAAUGUGAAGCGUUCUAAUGAAUUUGUUUUAAGUGAUGCCAACUUUUAUUUAUUUUAGUUUUGCCUGUAACAAUGCAUCAAACUUUGUAAGCUGUCGGGUCAAUGUAGAGAAGGCAAUACAGCUUCUUCUAUAGAGCACAUUUUACCACCAGGAAACUUACUGUGCUUAAUAUUUAAUAGAGAGAAAAAAUAAUAAAAUAACAUCUAUACAUACUAUACCAAAUACUUAAACAUACAUACUGAACAAACAGGCCAAGAAGCAACUCUGCCCACACAAGUUAGACUUUACAGAACUGAAUUUAACAACAUGAAUAGCUAGAAGUAUAUGUCGUUGUUUUUAAUGUACCAUGUUUCAGUUUAAUGGCAUUUUUUUAACAGUUAUCCAAGGUUGUUAGUAAUUGUGUGUGUUGAAUGACUAUACAUGUGUGAGUGCGUGUGUAAUAAAGAUAUAUUUUGUAUUUAAAAUGUACGUAAUUCUGAAUAUAUUAUGGUAACUGAUUAUUCAUCCUUCUGGCAGUUUGUAUGGUAUACUUUAUACUUUUUUGUAAAUGGUUUUAAUGAAUGUGUGCAAAGGAAAAUAUAUUUUCCAUCUCACUUACACAUUAAACUGGAGAGUAAGCUUAAACCACCUAAA